Molecule: messenger RNA, 609 nt
Organism: Synchytrium microbalum
Lineage: Eukaryota; Fungi; Chytridiomycota; Chytridiomycetes; Synchytriales; Synchytriaceae
Exons: 4
Coding region: 1-609 (202 amino acids)
Molecular function (GO): protein binding
Source: RefSeq, a predicted model, not a curated record
AUGGGAAGGUCAACAGGUCCUAUAGAUCCACAGUACCUCGAAAUCACCAAUGACGAAGACUUGAAAGAUAUAAUUGCUGUAUAUUAUGGCACACGAUUUUGGACGGAUCAUCUUGACUCGGUAUCCGUUGAUCCCGCUAUGCUCGACGAAUAUAGAAGGAUCCGUGGUGUGGAAGCAUUGCUCGCUGCUAUUGACUCUGGCAAUGGCAGUAUAUGUACUCUGCUGUUGAGAACGACAAAUCCCGAGAUUGCCGUCAACUCUUUACCCAUGCUGAAGGCAUACCAUGUAGAUGGUGGUGAUUUGAACAUCACAACAUCAAAGAAUCGGUCGUUGCUCUACAUUGCCGCUAGAAAAGGCCAUACAGAGAUGGUCGUAUUGUUACAGCAACAGGGACUGGAUGUGAACUUGGGCGGUGAUGUCAACAAACCUAAUAAUGAUAACGCAACUCCACUGUGGGUUGCAGCUGCUGGUGGACACUUGGAAGUUGUCAAAUACUUGGUUGAGAAGGGAGGUGAGUUAAAUCAAGAGGCUCUUGGAUACACCCCACUUGACUGCAAGGUCAUACGCAAGUCGUCGAAUACUUGGAAUCUACUGGCGCUCGAUAAUUGA